Aureobasidium vineae is the source of this 2421-nucleotide messenger RNA. The record is from the annotation of a GenBank genome assembly. Lineage: Eukaryota; Fungi; Ascomycota; Dothideomycetes; Dothideales; Saccotheciaceae.
AUGAUGAACCAUCAUCUGCCGGCAGGGCCAUCGCAUAUUCCGCAAACCGCUCUGCCUGCUCACUCUUCGCCCAUGCAACACCACCACCAAUCGCGCCGUCACCAGGACUACCAACAGUUCCACCAGCAACAGGCCGUCCAGAAUCCCUAUGCCCAGUAUGCUCACCACCCGGGCGCCCAGGCCUACUACGGCCAUCCCGCGCACAUGGGUUAUCCUCCGCAACAACGUUGGAUGCCUCAGGCUUAUGGCUACCCCAUGCACCAGCAUCACCAACAGCAUCAAUAUCAGCAGCAGCACCAGCAGCCACAGUAUCCUCCCCGCUCGCCGGUAGUCGUUAGCUCGCAACCACAGAUGGCUGCCAUGCCUCCACCCGUCACGCGACAGGCAAGUAUGCCAUACAUGGCUCAGCCUCCGCCCGCUCCAUCUCAGUCGCCUCUCCACCAGCUCCCUGUUGCACAAUCGCCGCUGUAUCCUGCUCCCUCAACUCCCGCCACUUCGAUUCCGCAGUCCAUGCCUUCGCCUCGUCCGGCUUCUGUACAGGCGUCGACCCCAUCUCUGCCUGCCUCACGUAGAUCGUCCGUUGCUCAACCCCAGCCUGUUGUGCGCCGCAUGCCAUUCUAUCCUAAGGAAACUCCAGCAACCUCUCAGGCUCCCUCAGAGGCCGGCGUAGGCGCGGCCACUCCGUCAUCCGCAUUGCCAGAAGUCUCGAAGCCUGCAACUCCCCAGAGCCAAACCAACAAAGACUCGAGGCCAGCCUUCCAUAUUGUACCUGCAGUGCCCGCCGCUAGGCCCAAGACAGCUUCAUCCGAGGCUGUGUCGACUGCUGCCAGUGCCAAUGAGCAGAAUCUUAUGCGCUCCAAGAACUCUGCUGCCGCCGCUGCAUCUUCUGCUGCUGUGAAUGGCAGUGGCCCGGCUAACGGCGCAGCCCCUUCGAGAGCCAGCACUCUUGCUGGCGCUCUCAAACAAUUCAACGUCGACGACAAUGAUAAGGUUGCCUUCUUGGAGCCCAGAGGACUUGUAAAUACUGGCAAUAUGUGUUAUAUGAAUUCGGUACGUUCUUCGGCCCGCUUCAAAAACAAAACUUUCACUGACAUACUCAGANUUCUCCAAAUACUUGUAUACUGUAUGCCCUUCUACAACUUCCUGGAUCAGGUUAGCAAGAGAGCUGCUCACUCCUUCAAGAGUGAAACUCCUCUUGUUGAUGCCAUGGAGUUCAAGACUAUUGACAGCGCAGAGUCUGCUGAAAAACUGCGCAUGCGUCUCAAGGAUCAAGAAUUAGAACAAUACGGCGACUCCAUCAUACCCGAGUAUGUCUAUGAUACUAUCAAGGACCUGCCUCGCUUUGCCUCGAUGAGACGUGGUCAUCAACAAGAUGCCGAAGAGUUCCUGGGCUUCUUGCUUGACGGUAUCCAUGACGAGUGUAUGACUGUGAUGCGCAAAGCCGGAGUGGAAUCGGACGAUUCUGCCCAGCCUGCAUCACCUGCCAGCACUACCUCAGGUGCAAACGCUGAUGCUGGCUGGCUCGAGGUUGGUCCCAAGCAGAAGCAGUCCGUAACUCGCCAGAGUGGUGAAUCAUUGCCCACUCCCAUCACUCGCAUAUUCGGAGGUUCUCUUCGUUCGGAGCUUCGUGUUCCUGGUCUCAAGAACUCGGUCACUAUGGAGCCAUACCAACCCUUGCAACUGGACAUUGGUGCACCCGACGUCAACAACAUCAUCCAAGCAUUGAAGGCCAUCACAAAGCCGGAGACUUUGACUGGAGACUUUGGUUCGCCUCGCGGACCCGGCACAACUGCUGUCAAGCAAGUCUUUAUUGAAAGCCUUCCACCAGUCCUCAUUCUGCACCUCAAGCGCUUCCAGUAUGAUAACACUGGCGGCACUCAAAAGAUUUGGAAGAAGGUCGGCUACCCACUUGAGCUAGAGAUUCCUAAGGAGGUCUUCGCUCCUCAAAAGCGUGGUAGUUUGGCUGUCCAGGGUGGUGCUCCCAAGUACCGUCUUACAUCGGUCGUCUACCAUCAUGGCAAGAGUGCUGCUGGCGGUCACUACACUGUUGACAUCCUCCGACAGGAUGAGCGCGAAUGGGUUCGUGUCGAUGAUACCAUCAUUCGUCGCAUCCGUCCCGGAGAUGUGGCAGAGGGCGGCUCGGAGGAAGAUCCCAAGAUUUUGGCACGUGCGCUUGAGCAGCACAAGGCGGACACGGACGCUUCCAAACGUAACCUGUUCGAGGGCUUGGAUGGCGACGAUGACACGGAUAGUGUACGCAGCUGGAACGAGGUCAACGGUGGCAACAAGAAGCCUACAUUGACAUCGGCUGUUGCAAACGGAUCAUCGUCCGGUAAGCGCACACCACUGGCCAAGGACAAGAGCAGCGUCAAGGACAACAAGGUCGCUUACAUCUUGCUCUACGAAAAGAUGACGGGUUGA